Molecule: messenger RNA, 3429 nt
Organism: Gryllus bimaculatus (two-spotted cricket)
Lineage: Eukaryota; Metazoa; Arthropoda; Insecta; Orthoptera; Gryllidae
Source: the annotation of a GenBank genome assembly
UCUCGUUAAGUCAUUAAUUUAUGACGAAUUGAUACUAAAGACAUCAUAAAAUACAUAUAAGGGAUUUUUAAUGCUUGAAGAUCUGAAAAUAAUUGUGAACUGAAGUAUCAGUGAUAAUUAUUCGUCUGACACAUAUUUGUUUUUGUCUCAACCAUAAUCUUUCUAUUUCCUGCUGAAAAUUAUGUUGGUAUUAUGUUAAUAGCAAAGAACUUAAUAAGAAUGAUUUAUCGUGUGAUCCAGGUGUGAUCGAGUGUUAUCAGUGGAGUGUUAUUGUGACAGCCAGUGACAGCAAACAGCAUUUUCGAGGGUUUUGUGUACGAGUAUUUGAUUUAAACGCUGCUGAAGCAGUUGGGAAUUCAAAUUGCGCUUUUUAGGUCGAUAUGAUGUUAAUAUAAGCCAGAAUUGCGAUAAUGCCAAAACAUAAGAUGAUUACCAAAAGUUGCCCAAAAUGUGGAUUGCAGAUGCCUGUAGCCUGCAAAACGUGCCCUUGUGGUCAUGCUUUUAUCACUGGUCGUAGAAGUGGAAGUUCCUCUGAUAAAGAUGAAGGUAUUCCUAAGAGGAGACGUACGGAGCGAGUGAAAAGAGAGAAACCUAAUUAUUAUGAUUCUCUGGAGUACGACAAGCAAAUGAAAAAGCUUCAGAAAAAAAGAAACAGAAGUAGCACAGAAGAACACACAGAACAAGCUGAUGAUGAUAGACAUCGAUUAAAGAAGAAAAGAAAGAGAUAUGUUAACAUAAGUGGACUACAGUUGCAUCAGUGCAUUAUGUUUAACUAAUAGGACAAUAUACCAACGGUUGAUUAUCACACAUUAGGUACCUAGAUGUUUUUGUGAACUUCAUAAUAUUAGGAAGUCUGAAUGCUUUUUUGAAUUCUCAUUAAUACUUGUCAUUUCAGAAAAAAGCAAUAUACUAUUUUAAUCAAUGAAGCAACAUUAUCAUCUUAACAAAUUUGUUCAAUGUUGACAGUUUUAAUCAUAAUAUAUUGAAGUAGCAUUGAUUGUCAGAGAAAUAAUGUUCUUAUCUUAAAUGUGUUUUAUUAUGGUGUUUAAGUCAAACUUGUAAAUUUCGUUACAAGACUUAAAAUUCAAAUAGCAUUAAAAAUUGUGAAAUGUCAUUAUUUUAAAUUAAUACUUGCUUUUAAGUUAUAAUUUUACCCACGUAAGGUGCUAUUUCAAUGAAGAGCAAUUAACUAUUAAAAAUUUUUAAGAGAAAAUAUUAUUAUUACUUCUUCCAAAAAUGUAAAACUAAGAUAAAAUAGCACAAUUUGCAACUGGGGCAUAACCUGAAAAGCUUUUUUUUAAGGACGUGCGUUUGACAUUUCUAGUGUAUGAAAUACAGUAAGUGAUGCUACACAGUAGCGUAACGAAAUGAGUGUAGGCCCGCUCGCAAGACUUUUAUCCGGGCUCUCUUUAUAAAAGAGUACAGCAAACACAAGUAGUUUUAGUACCUUAAAUAAUAAAAAUAUGCUUUAACAAAUUCAUGUUCAUGAGACUAUGAUUACUACCUAGACACACGCAAUACUUUCAAUCUAAAACUUUCACCCCCAAAAUAGGCUCUUUUUUACCAGGACCCACAUGCAUUGUGGGUCUGAACGUUUCACCAUUGGUACAAUAUCUCUACAAUUCACUUUUUUAUUACUUCCUUAUUUAUCAGUAAGUUGACCUCGUAAAUAUGAAGGGGCCCUCUGAAGAUUUUUAAAUUUGUAAUUAAUUCUUACUUGGUAAAAAAUUUUGCAUUUUGACCAGAAAAUUGUCUUGCUGAAAAGAAUGUUGAAACUUAUUGCCUGAGCUAUCACAACUUUCUUAUUCAUUACAAUUAUCAUAAUAAUGGAUUUUGUCACUACCAACUUCAUAUUUUAUCACGGUCUUUCGUUUUGGUCUUCCUCUGAUAGUUUAGAAUUUCCUGAAAGUUUGCACGUUGAAAUUUGUCAGUCUUUUAUCUUGCCCGACUAAAGAAUAUUCCCUUUUGAAUUACCACAUUUUCUUCCACUCCCUCUCUUGUUCAUGGCUUCUGAUUCUUUGACAGUUCUUUCAUGUUUUUUAACAGAAUAUUCUUCAAAUUUUGCAAAAUUUAAUGUUUGCGUGGUAGUGUGAACUACGCACUCGUUUAUCUCUGUGCGUGGAGAGAGCGACAAGUUCCCAAGUUUAAGUUUCUGCAAACAAAGUGUUUUUAUCUAGCUGCCUUUGUAGCUGGAGGUAGAAUACGUCACAGUUAUAAAAGAUAUUUUCUUCAAUAAUUAGUAUUUCUUAAAAGGUCAGUAAUUUCUUUUUAUAAACACUAUAUUUCUCUGAGUAAGGAAAAAAUAUAAGUUUUCUAAAAUAAAAAUGUAAGUUAAAACUUACAUUUUUUCCUUACUCUGUCUUUUUGGACAACAGCAGUCACUGUUUGUCUACUUUUGACUUCAUUGAAUGCUGAUAAGUCACAGAGAUCUGAAAUUUUGUUGUGUAAAAACUACAUAUUUUCAAGGCUUUUGAAUUUGGUCAAACAUUUUUCCUUCUUUGUUUGGAUAAUGUAGGAAACAAAGAAUCAAAGCGAGUCAUAAAAUUCAUAGAUUUCAAAGAAAUCUUCAUAACCAAGAAUAAUGCAAUUUUAUGAUUAAUAAAGAGAAAGAAAAAUUAAAAAGUUGUGUGCAUUUAAAAGUACUGUUGCAUAUGACUAAUAGUCAAGACAUUUAACCGGGGGUGCAGCCAUUUCUCGGGGGCCCCAGUGCAGAAAGUCCAAAUGAGGCCUGUCAUUGCUAUCGAAAACUUUAUUGAGGGUCAGUGAGGAUCCUAAUUGGAAGCCUUUGACUUUGAGUUCCCAGGGUUGUGCGCCGGUUGCAUCAGCCUAGGUAAGCCACUGAAUUUACUUUUAAUUUAACUCUGUGAUGCAGAGUUGUUUUUAAGUUCUAAAGAUAAUUAUUUAAUAGUGCCAGUCUUUCAUUUAUGAAUGUAAUAUUUGUAAAAUUGAUUAAAUAAAAAGGAAUUCUAAAGAACAGAAGAAUAUGUAAAAAAUAAUUGAAUUGUGAAGGACCUGACUUCAAAUCAAUCGAAAGUGUUUGUUCGACUUCAAGGAAAUUGAGGCGAUGAGGAGUAUAUAUUUUCUAUAUCAGAAAGUGUGUAAAAAAUCUCAUUUAUUGUUUAUCAGAAUAUUUUUUGAGAUGGAGAUUAUUGUUUCGGAAAGAUAAUAGAAGACUGUGAAAUUUGUUACAUUCUCUUAAUUUUUUAUCAGUUUCAUUUUAUUAAAGAGUUUUUUAUUAAUAUGAGCUUUGAAAGUGCAAUUUCUUAUGAACCUUGUACCUGUCAGUGAAUUUUAUAAGUUCUUUGAAAGCUUGUUUGUGUAAAUAUACGUGCAUGUGGACAAAUGUAAUAAAAACAUUAUUUUAUGAUUGCUAUUGUAGAUGUUUUAAAAAGUUUUGUAGUAUUGAAAUAAAGUGACUCUAACAGUGUA